Molecule: messenger RNA, 664 nt
Organism: Chinchilla lanigera (long-tailed chinchilla)
Lineage: Eukaryota; Metazoa; Chordata; Mammalia; Rodentia; Chinchillidae
Gene: Siva1
Product: SIVA1, apoptosis-inducing factor
Exons: 4
Coding region: 57-584 (175 amino acids)
Biological process (GO): extrinsic apoptotic signaling pathway
Molecular function (GO): CD27 receptor binding
Source: RefSeq, a predicted model, not a curated record
AGGGUCGGCGCGGCGUGCGCGGCGUGCGGCGCGCUGCGUCCUCCGGCCCGGCGGCCAUGCCCAAGCGGGGCUGCCCCUUCGCGGAUGCAGCCCCGCUGCAGCUCAAAGUCCGCGUGGGCCUGAAGGAGCUCAGCCGGGGCGUGUGUGCCGAGCGGUACUCGCGGGAGAUCUUCGAGAAGACCAAGCAGCUCCUUUUCCAUGGGGCCCAGGCCUGCAGAGACCAUGUGUGGGGUGAAAGCUGUGCCAUUGUCAACCUGCCAGAGUCCCCAAAGCCUGGCCCCACGGAGACGCCUCGCGCCGCAAGGGGCCAGAUGCUGAUUGGACCCGAUGGCCGACUGAUCAGGAGCUGCGCCCAGGCCUCCAAAGCUGACUUGUCUGGGGCAGCAUCCCGCACCUGCUCAUCGUGUGUGCGAGCUGUGGAUGGGAAGGUGGUCUGCAGCCAGUGUGAGCGGGCCCUGUGUGGGCAGUGUGUGCGCACCUGCUGGGGCUGCGGCACCGUGGCCUGUGCCCUGUGUGGGCUUGUGGACUGCAGCGAUGUGUGUGAGAAGGUGCUGUGUAACAGCUGUGCCAUGUUCGAAGCCUGAGGCCACAUGUCCACGAGGAGCUUGUAUAUGUGUGUUUUGUACUUUGAUGACAGAAGUGAAUAAAGCCCUUUAUAUUUGCA